Molecule: messenger RNA, 600 nt
Organism: Bipolaris victoriae FI3
Lineage: Eukaryota; Fungi; Ascomycota; Dothideomycetes; Pleosporales; Pleosporaceae
Exons: 2
Coding region: 1-600 (199 amino acids)
Molecular function (GO): protein binding
Source: RefSeq, a predicted model, not a curated record
AUGGCGACUCGAAGCACUUCGAACGCGACUGAAUCCAAUCCAUCCAAAAAGGCACUGUUCUUCGGAACCAGCGCGAAACAGGGUUUCGUCAUCGUAAAGGUUGGAUCAGAGAAAGUCCAAUAUGACGUACACAAGACUUUGCUCAAACACCACUCCGAGUACUUCUAUGCCGCUCUUAAUUGUUCAUGGAAGGAGGCAGAAGAAAACUCAAUCACCCUCAACGAUAUCGACCCGGAGACUUUCGAAGUUUUCGUUCACUGGCUAUACAUUCAGAAGAUUGCAACAGAAGGAGAAGUCGACGACAUGCUCGAGACCUACCCAAGCGACGAACAUGACGACGAUCCGUACAUCACUGUUCUGACAAAAGCGGUUGUAUUUGGUGACAGGUUUCUAGUCCCCGAUUUUCGCAAAGCUGCACAAAACCACAUUGUUGAAUCCAUUCUUUAUCAAGACAAAGUCCGCCAGCCCGCUUUUCUCUAUGCCAGCAAGUAUGCUUUUGAGAACUUUUCAGAAGAUCAUCUCCUUUGCGAAUUCUUCAUCUCUGUGCAUUCUCGCUUUAUGAAACAUACAGAGAAAUACAUGGAUGACAUUAUCACUUGA